Malania oleifera is the source of this 573-nucleotide messenger RNA. RefSeq lists its product as uncharacterized. NCBI's taxonomy places the organism in Eukaryota, Viridiplantae, Streptophyta, Magnoliopsida, Santalales, Ximeniaceae. Bases 1 to 573 code for a protein of 190 amino acids. The transcript has 3 exons. The record is from RefSeq and is a predicted model, not a curated record.
AUGGCACAGAUAGCGAACACUCUUCAGCAAUUCAUGCAUAACAAAAAUCAGACUGUGAAUAAGCAUCGAGGUACUAUUAAUAAGUUGAGUAUACAGUCAGCUAAGGUCGCCCUUACUUUAAGGAGUGAAAAAGAAGUUUCACGAUCUGAAAUGCCCGUUGAUCAACAAACAGUUGCUCCAAUUCCUGAAGUGGCAACCGAGAUAGAUGAGGGAAAAGAAAAAUCAGUGAAGAUCAACAUUCCACUUCUGGAUACCAUACAGCAAGUCAAUGCAUAUGCAAAAUUUUUGAAAGACCUAUGCACAAUAAAAAGGAAACUGGACGUGAAGAAGAAGGCUUUCUUGACUGAGCAAGUUAGUGCGUUGAUAUUAAGUCAGACUCCCCAGAAACUCAAAGACCCUGGUUCUCCCACUAAUUCUAUCAUGAUUGGUGAAUCUCGUAUCGGGAGAGUUUUACUUGAUUUUGUGAGUAGUGUGAACUUGCUCCCAUAUUCGAUAUAUGAGCAGCUAGGUUUAGGUGAGCUAAAGAAAACUUCUAUGAUGCUACAGCUGGCAAAUAGAAACAAAUCUCCAUGA